Molecule: messenger RNA, 998 nt
Organism: Mytilinidion resinicola
Lineage: Eukaryota; Fungi; Ascomycota; Dothideomycetes; Mytilinidiales; Mytilinidiaceae
Product: HET-domain-containing protein
Exons: 3
Source: RefSeq, a predicted model, not a curated record
CCUACGCGCAUCCUUGAUGUGGGACUAUCGGAUGACUUGUCUAAGAACAGCGUGAAGUUAUCCGAGCUAUCCAAUGUCUCUGCUCAAUAUGUAUGUCUCAGUCAUUGCUGGGGAACUGUGAGGGUAAUCACAACGACUCGCCAAACUCUCGCCGCUCGUUGCCAAGGAAUCCCCUGGGAAAGCCUCCCAAAAACCUUUCAAGACGCUAUUACAUACACUCGGCGAUUGGGCCUGCGUUACCUGUGGAUUGAUUCUUUGUGUAUACUUCAAGAUGAUAGGGAGGAUUGGAGAAGGGAAUCAGCCCUAAUGGCCGCCAUAUACAAGAACUCUUACAUUACCCUUGCAGCCACUAAAUCUCCAGACGUUCAAUAUUACGUCCACGAGCGCAUUUUCCAUUUCGAUUGGAGGGCUGGUUUCGACGACGCAGCAAACCCUUUGAGGACUCGCGCAUGGGCAUAUCAGGGGAGACUACUAUCACCUAGAGUCCUUCAUUUUUGCGCGCAAGAAUUGGCAUGGGAAUGCCAAGAGACUACGCAAUGUGAAUGUUUGUAUUCCGAACGGCUCAGGGCCACACGGUGCACACCAAACCUUGUCUCUCUUUGGCGUUAUCUAGUCGAGGAGUACUCUGGCCUUCGUCUUUUGGAAAAAAGUGACAGGCUCCCGGCCAUUGCAGGACUGGCCGCACAUAUUGCAACCUACAAACCAGGGAAAUAUCUUGCAGGCCUCUGGGGAGAUUCCAUAUAUGAAGACAUGCUUUGAAGAACCAAGAACAAACGAGUAUACGAUCCAAGGCCUGCAGCAUAUCUAGCUCCUACAUGGUCUUGGGCCUCCACGAAAUCCGGUAUCUAUUUCUUCAAGGCGACUCGCUCACAUGACCCCACUUUCCACGUGCUCCAAUCGAGUUGCAUCCCUGUGCGCGAUGGAGAUUGGUAUGGUGAAGUUAACUCCGCAACCUUAACCGUAGCGGGCAACCUUCAACCCGCAACGGUUGUCUACCA